This is a messenger RNA of Papilio machaon (common yellow swallowtail), 6766 nucleotides long. It is a transcript of the gene para, whose product is annotated as sodium channel protein para. The record is from RefSeq and is a predicted model, not a curated record. Gene Ontology annotation, molecular function: calcium ion binding; voltage-gated sodium channel activity. Bases 479 to 6766 code for a protein of 2095 amino acids. The transcript is spliced from 38 exons. Gene Ontology annotation, biological process: membrane depolarization during action potential; sodium ion transmembrane transport; neuronal action potential. Gene Ontology annotation, cellular component: plasma membrane; voltage-gated sodium channel complex. NCBI's taxonomy places the organism in Eukaryota, Metazoa, Arthropoda, Insecta, Lepidoptera, Papilionidae.
ACGCGCCCCAACGCGCCAACACGCGUCUCGUCGCGCCCUUUACGUAACGCGCGACCAUCGCGCACGGACCCCAUCGCCAGCGCCAGCUCGAACGGAUAAGUUUAGGCUGUGCGGCUGGAGUUGUGCUACAGAUGCGCCGAGCGUGGAGCGAGGAGCGAGCGCGGCCCGCAGCCAAAGCGGCCCCCGUCCGGCGCGCUCUCUGAACACACCGCAACACGUAUCUAUUAGACGGUCGGACAUGAAAAAUCUUGCUAAUUUGCUGGCUGUCCCUCUCAGCGAACUUGUGAUAAAUUUCAUCUCUCUAGUAGCCGCGGUCACACUGUCCUCGUGGACGACAGAAGGGCGCCCCGCCCGUACGAAGUGGUCGGUGGGAGAUCGCAGGCGCAGAGCGUGCAGCCGGACGCGGUUCCCCCACCACACACACCCGCCCAUUCUCUGUUAGCAGUAGGCUGUUCACUCGGGGGGAGCUCGAUAGACAAUGUCCGAGGACUUGGACUCGAUCAGCGAGGAAGAACAAAGUUUGUUCCGACCUUUCACACGCGACUCACUAGCUGUUAUCGAAGCUCGCAUAGCUGACGAGCAUGCUAAGCAAAAAGAACUCGAAAAAAAACGAGCGGAAGGCGAGAACGAUUUGGGGCGGACGAAAAAGAAAAAAGAAGUGCGGUAUGAUGACGAGGAUGAGGAUGAAGGUCCCCAGCCGGACGCGACCCUGGAGCAAGGCCUUCCACUGCCGGUGCGAAUGCAGGGCUCCUUUCCCCUGGAGCUCGCUUCCACACCUCUCGAGGACAUCGAUCCCUUCUACAAUAACCAAAAAACUUUCGUAGUUAUAAGCAAAGGCAAAGAUAUCUUCAGGUUUUCAGCAACGGAUGCUUUAUGGAUAUUGGACCCUUUCAACCCCAUAAGAAGAGUGGCGAUAUACAUAUUAGUUCAUCCAUUGUUCUCCUUAUUUAUUAUAACAACGAUUUUAGUGAACUGCAUUCUUAUGAUAAUGCCAACAACACCAACCGUCGAGAGCACUGAAGUUAUCUUUACCGGGAUCUACACGUUUGAAUCGGCGGUGAAAGUUAUGGCCAGGGGUUUUAUACUACAGCCAUUCACAUACCUUAGAGAUGCAUGGAAUUGGCUUGACUUCGUAGUUAUAGCUUUAGCUUAUGUGACGAUGGGCAUAGAUCUCGGCAACUUGGCCGCGCUCAGAACGUUCAGAGUUCUCCGAGCGUUGAAGACUGUGGCCAUCGUACCGGGGUUGAAGACUAUCGUAGGAGCUGUAAUAGAAUCGGUGAAAAAUCUGCGAGAUGUGAUAAUAUUGACGAUGUUCUCGCUGUCCGUGUUUGCGUUGAUGGGUCUGCAAAUUUAUAUGGGAGUCUUGACACAGAAAUGCAUCAAAGUGUUCCCCGAGGAUGGCAGCUGGGGAAACCUCACCGAUGAGAACUGGGAGAGAUUUUGUCAAAACGAAACAAACUGGUACGAGGAAGGCGGAGAGUACCCUUUGUGUGGUAAUUCAUCAGGAGCAGGACAAUGUGAGCCCGGCUACGUGUGUCUGCAAGGAUACGGUCCGAAUCCAAAUUAUGGCUACACCAGUUUCGACACAUUUGGUUGGGCCUUUUUGUCAGCGUUUCGACUUAUGACACAGGAUUAUUGGGAAAAUCUCUAUCAACUGGUAUUAAGGUCGGCUGGGUCGUGGCAUGUGUUGUUUUUUGUAGUCAUCAUCUUCUUGGGCUCAUUCUACCUCGUCAACUUAAUCUUAGCUAUUGUUGCUAUGUCCUACGAUGAACUGCAAAAGAAAGCAGAAGAAGAGGAACAGGCUGAAGAAGAAGCUCUGAGAGAGGCGGAACAAAAAGCGGCAGCGAGAGCGGACAAGCAGGAGGCUCGGGAGGCGCACGCGCGCGAGCAAGCAGCCGCAGCGGAGGCGGCCGCUUACGCGGAGGCACACCCAGCCAAGUCCCCGAGCGACUUCUCCUGCCAAAGCUACGAGCUGUUCGUGAACCAGGAGCGGGGCAACCAGGACGACAAUACGCGCGAGCGCAUGUCCCUCCGUAGCGACCCCUUCCAGGACUCGGUGAGCACUCAGCCCGCGCACAAGCCCGCCGACAUGCACCACGAGCCCGCGCGCCGCCAGAGGAAGGUCAGCAUGGUUCCCCACCCUGAACGCAUAAAUAAAUACGGGCAGUUAUAUGGGCCACUGCGGGAGGGCUCACAGGCAUCACUGUCACUGCCGGGGUCGCCGUUCAAUUUGCGCCGUGGUUCGCGCGGCUCGCAUCAAAUGGCUCUGCGGCCGAACGGCAGAGCCCGCUACCCCCCGGGCGCGGACAGGAAGCCUCUCGUGCUGUCGACGUAUCUGGACGCGCAGGAACAUCUACCGUAUGCCGAUGACUCGAAUGCUGUCACACCAAUGUCGGAGGAAAAUGGAGCUAUCAUUAUACCAGUUUACUAUGCCAAUUUAGGAUCUCGGCAUUCAUCGUAUACAUCACAUCAGUCACGACUUUCGUACACAUCUCACGGUGACCUGCUCGGUGGCAAGGCGCAGACGAAAGAGGCUCGGCUACGAGGUCGCUCGGCGUCCAGAAAUCAUAGCGUCACAUCGCAGCCUCAUGCCUAUGCUUUGCCAAGACCGGACUCAUCGAUUGCAUCACGACCUGUCAGAGAAUAUGAAAUGAGCACCACAGAAAGCACUGACGAAGCCGGAAAAGUUUUAAAGCCAUCGAAUGACAAUCCUUUCAUAGAAUCAUCACAACAGCCGAAUGUAGUCGAUAUGAGAGAUGUAAUGGUAUUAAACGAAAUCAUCGAACAAGCUGGUCGACAAAGUAGAGCGAGCGAGCAGAACGUGUCAGUGUACUACUUCCCAACAGCGGAAGACGAUGAGGAUGGGCCCACGUUUAAGGAAAGACUCCUGGAAUGCCUGAUGAAAGGGAUUGAUUUCUUCUGCGUGUGGGACUGCUGUUGGUUGUGGCUGGAGUUUCAGAAGUACGUCGCGUUGCUCGUCUUCGAUCCGUUCGUGGAGCUGUUCAUUACAUUGUGUAUCGUCGUCAACACGUUAUUCAUGGCCCUGGAUCAUCAUGACAUGGAUAGAGAUAUGGAAAAGGCGCUUAAGAGCGGAAAUUACUUUUUCACAGCUACCUUUGGAAUAGAAGCUAUGUUAAAGUUAAUAGCAAUGAGUCCAAAGUAUUAUUUUCAAGAAGGAUGGAACAUUUUUGACUUUAUCAUUGUGGCAUUAUCGCUGCUUGAGUUGGGACUGGAAGGAGUUCAGGGUUUGUCUGUGUUACGUUCGUUUCGACUGCUUCGUGUAUUUAAACUGGCUAAGUCUUGGCCGGCGCUAAACCUUAUUAUAUCCAUAAUGGGUAGGACCGUGGGCGCUUUAGGGAACUUGACCUUUGUACUUUGCAUCAUUAUAUUCAUAUUCGCGGUGAUGGGAAUGCAGUUGUUUGGGAAGAACUAUACAGAUUACGUGGACCGUUUCCCUGACGGUGACCUACCCCGCUGGAACUUUACGGACUUUAUGCACAGCUUUAUGAUUGUUUUCCGCGUACUCUGCGGAGAGUGGAUAGAAAGCAUGUGGGACUGUAUGUUAGUGGGCGAUGUAUCCUGCAUACCAUUCUUCCUCGCUACCGUCGUCAUCGGAAAUCUUGUGGUUCUUAACCUUUUCUUGGCUCUGUUGCUGUCCAACUUUGGUUCAUCGAGUCUGUCGACGCCGACCGCGGAUCAGGAUACGAACAAGAUAGCAGAAGCCUUCAGCAGGAUAUCCAGAUUCAUUGAUUGGGUCAAGCGCAACGUUGCCGACAUUCUCAAGCUGCUAAAGAACAAGCUCACCAACCAGAUAGCCAUACACGCGCCCGGCUUAAAGGCGGCAUUAUGUGGCCGCUGUGUCUCUUCAGAGCGAGUCGACAAUGAACUAGAACUGGGCGCAGACAUCGAUGAUGGAGUCUUAUACAAAGAUAAGAAGCUCAAAGAUCAAGUAGAAGUUGCAAUCGGUGAUGGAAUGGAGUUCACAAUACCAGGAGACAAUAAAUAUAAAAAAGGAAAAAUAAUGCUAAACAACAUAAAUGCAAUAACGGACAAUCACACCGACAAUAGAAUAAACUGUGAACUUAAUCAUCACGGAUUUCCUAUACAGGACGAUGACACGAUCAGUCAAAAAUCAUAUGGUAGUCAUAAAAUAAGAUCUUUCAAGGAUGAAAGUCACAAAGGUUCAGCCGACACGAUAGAUGGAGAAGAAAAGAAAGAUGCUAGCAAAGAAGAAUUGGGCUUAGAAGAGGAAAUGGUUGAAGAAGAGGAAGAUGGUAAAUUGGAUGGUCUAGGGAAACAUGACAUCAUAGUGGCUGCUGAUGAAGACGUUGUAGACGAUACACCUGCAGAUUGUUGUCCUGAACCAUGUUACCAACGGUUUCCUUUCCUAGCUGGCGACGAUGAAUCGCCUUUCUGGCAAGGCUGGGCGAUGCUCAGAUUAAAAACAUUUAGGCUGAUUGAGAACACGUAUUUUGAAACUGCUGUUAUUACUAUGAUUUUACUGAGUAGUUUAGCUUUGGCAUUGGAAGACGUUCACCUACCGCAUAGGCCUAUCCUUCAAGACAUCUUGUACUACAUGGAUCGGAUCUUCACAGUCAUUUUCUUUAUCGAGAUGUUAAUCAAAUGGUUGGCGCUUGGUUUCCAGAAAUAUUUCACAAAUGCUUGGUGCUGGCUUGAUUUCAUCAUCGUCAUGGUCUCGCUUAUAAACUUCGUAGCGGCGCUUUGUGGCGCUGGUGGCAUUCAGGCGUUCAAAACGAUGAGAACCCUGCGCGCGCUACGCCCGCUCAGGGCCAUGAGCCGCAUGCAGGGCAUGAGGGUGGUAGUGAACGCGCUAGUGCAGGCUAUACCAUCCAUCUUCAACGUGCUGCUUGUGUGUCUUAUAUUCUGGCUAAUAUUUGCGAUCAUGGGCGUGCAACUGUUCGCUGGGAAAUAUUUUAAGUGCGUCGACUUAAAUCACACGACAUUGAGCCAUGAAAUAAUCCCGGACCGUAACGCUUGCAUUUUGGAGAACUACACGUGGGAAAACUCACCGAUGAACUUUGACCACGUAGGCAAAGCCUAUCUGUGCUUAUUCCAAGUGGCUACUUUCAAAGGCUGGAUACAGAUUAUGAAUGACGCUAUUGAUUCCAGAGAGGUGGGACGUCAACCUAUAAGAGAGACCAAUAUUUAUAUGUAUCUAUAUUUUGUAUUCUUUAUAAUAUUCGGCUCUUUCUUCACUCUUAAUCUAUUCAUUGGUGUGAUCAUCGACAACUUUAACGAACAGAAGAAGAAAGCAGGAGGCAGUCUCGAGAUGUUCAUGACUGAAGACCAGAAGAAAUAUUACAACGCGAUGAAGAAAAUGGGUUCGAAAAAACCUUUGAAAGCUAUUCCUAGACCAAAGUGGAGGCCACAAGCGAUCGUGUUUGAAAUCGUGACUGACAAGAAGUUCGACAUGAUCAUUAUGUUGUUCAUUGGUCUGAACAUGUUGACGAUGACGUUGGACCACUACCAGCAGUCGGACACCUUCAGCGCGGUCCUCGACUACCUCAACAUGAUAUUCAUAGUCAUCUUCAGCUCUGAAUGCCUUCUCAAAAUAUUUGCUCUGCGCUACCACUACUUCGUCGAGCCGUGGAAUCUCUUCGACUUCGUCGUUGUUAUGUUUUCUAUUCUAAGUUUGGUACUAAGCGACAUCAUAGAGAAGUACUUUGUAUCUCCCACUCUUCUGAGAGUGGUGAGGGUAGCGAAAGUGGGUCGUGUGCUGCGGUUGGUGAAGGGCGCUAAGGGCAUACGGACGUUGCUGUUCGCGCUCGCCAUGUCGCUGCCCGCUCUCUUCAACAUCUGCCUCCUCCUGUUCUUGGUCAUGUUCAUCUUUGCGAUAUUCGGAAUGUCGUUCUUCAUGCACGUUAAAAACAAAGGCGGCCUCGACGAUGUAUACAAUUUCAAAACUUUCGUACAGAGUAUGAUCCUGCUAUUUCAGAUGUCAACUUCUGCCGGCUGGGACGGCGUGUUGGACGGCAUUAUCAACGAGGAGGAGUGCGAUCUACCGGACAACGAGCGUGGCUCGCCCGGCAACUGCGGUUCCGCCACCAUAGGCAUCACCUACCUGCUGUCCUACCUCGUCAUCUCAUUCCUCAUCGUCAUCAACAUGUACAUCGCCGUCAUUCUCGAAAACUACUCACAGGCCACCGAAGAUGUCCAAGAGGGUCUGACUGACGACGAUUACGACAUGUACUAUGAAAUAUGGCAACGGUUCGAUCCCGACGGUACGCAGUACAUUCGCUAUGACCAGCUGUCGGACUUCCUCGACGUUCUGGAACCGCCGCUACAGAUCCACAAACCCAACAAAUACAAAAUAAUAUCUAUGGACAUUCCCAUAUGCCGAGGCGAUAUGAUGUUCUGUGUGGACAUCCUCGACGCGCUGACGAAGGACUUUUUCGCGCGAAAGGGCAAUCCGAUCGAGGAGACGGGCGACCUGGAGGUCGGGCGACCCGACGAGGCCGGGUACGAGCCGGUGUCGUCAACGCUGUGGCGGCAGCGGGAGGAGUACUGCGCGCGGCUGAUACAGCACGCGUGGCGCCGACACAGGCGCGCGCACGACGAGCCGGCCAGCGAGGGCGGCGCGGGCGGGGAGAGUGGCGCGGGUGGAGAGGGCGCGGGCGCGGGCGAGGGCGCGCCCACCGCCGUGCUGCUGGACGGCGUGGCGGGCAACGGGCACCGCGUUGUGCUGCAGGGCGGCGGCGCUGCUCCGCGGCCGCCGGAGCCCGCGCCCCCACCCGCGCCCGUCUGA